Messenger RNA from Mollisia scopiformis, 1113 nucleotides. RefSeq names its product oxidoreductase-like protein. The coding region runs from base 1 to 1113 and encodes 370 amino acids. The record is from RefSeq and is a predicted model, not a curated record. Gene Ontology annotation, molecular function: dioxygenase activity. The transcript is spliced from 2 exons. NCBI's taxonomy places the organism in Eukaryota, Fungi, Ascomycota, Leotiomycetes, Helotiales, Mollisiaceae.
AUGGCUGCAGUCGCAUUACCUCCACAACCCCUCAACGACGAAAGUUCUCUGAAAGCAGCUCUCGAAGCUCAAGAAUACCUUCAAUCGCGCCUUACUGCAACAUCUGAAGCUCCUGCCUUUCGAUCGAUACCCAUAAUCGACCUCACCAAGUCCUUUUCAAGCUCGCUCGUCGAUCGAAGAGCAGUAGCGGAACAGAUAAACUCAGCUUGUACGGAUGUGGGAUUCUUUUAUAUCACAGGACACGGGAUUGCGACAGGGGUGUGCGAAGAUGUGUUGAAGUUGGCACAUCGCUUUUUUCAUGAGCUACCACAGCCCUCAAAGGAUGCUAUGCUAUGCAACGAUUACUUCAGAGGAUAUGAGCCGGCCGCAUUUACAUCUGUCAAUAAUUUCGAGAGCAAGGAAACCAAGGAGGCUUUCAAUUGGGGCUAUGAAUCAGGUCUUGACCCAACUGGAGGCGACGGGAAAUAUGUGGAGUUGGAUGGCAAGCCAGAAGCGUCAGUGAAUCUAUGGCCUUCUGAGAAAGAACUUCCAGGAUUCUAUGCAGGAAUUGCAAAAUACUAUGGCGAGGUCCUCCAACUCUCAAGACAUCUCUUCAGGCUCUUUGCGCUUUCGCUAGCAUUGCCCGAAGACUACUUCGAUCCUCUCAUGACACAUCCUGGAGGUAUCGCAAGAUUAAUCCGAUACCCACCAGCUACGAACCCGAAGCCAUUAUCAGAAUUGAACGAAGACGAAGAGAUUGGCCUUGGUGCACACACAGAUUACGAAUGCUUCACUCUCCUCCUUCAAGAUGCAAAUCAAGGUCUCGAGAUUCUCUCUCCAGACAAUCACUGGAUAUCUGCGGCGCCUGUUGAGGGAGGAAUUGUGGUCAAUGUGGCAGACUUCUUGAUGCGGUGGACGAAUGGAAUAUACAAAAGCACGGUGCACAGAGUGGUGAACAGAACGGACAAGGAGAGAUACAGUAUACCCUUAUUCUUCUCCAUCAACUAUGAUGAAACGGUGGAGACAUUGCCGAGUUGUGUGAAAGAGGGAAAUCCGUCGAAGUUCCCGCCGAUAACUGCCGGCCGGUACAUUCUUGAUAGAUUGAACUUGACGGUCAAAACGGGGAAGUAUUGA